Messenger RNA from Rotaria socialis, 597 nucleotides. The record is from the annotation of a GenBank genome assembly. NCBI's taxonomy places the organism in Eukaryota, Metazoa, Rotifera, Eurotatoria, Philodinida, Philodinidae.
AUGACACCUGAAAUUGAUGAUAAAAAUGAACAAUUAUUAAUUAUUGAUUGUGGUUUACCCAAGGGGAAAACAUCGUACUUUUGUACUUUAAAAUUUUAUCAACAAUAUCCAACAUAUUGCUAUUCCAUUUCAUCAUGUUCUUCAACAACUACGGAUGUUGAAUAUUAUCCAAUAUCUCAAAUUUUAUCUGGUCUUUAUCUCGACAAUGAAUAUGAUGCAAAAAAUAUUAAUUUAUUAAAACAAAAUGAAAUAAAAAUUAUAAUUAAUGUAACAUCAAUACCAUGUUAUGAUGAAAAUGAACAAUUAUUUGAUUAUAUUCGAAUACCUUGUAAUAAUAAAUGUCAAGAAAAUAUUCUUCAAUAUUUUGAAAAAAAUUUUCUAUUGAUACAUCAAAAGUUAUUAUUCAAUCAAAAUAUUCUUAUUCAUUGUCAAGCUGGAAUUAGUCGUAGUGCAUCAUUUGUUAUUGGAUAUUUAAUGAAAUAUAAUUUCAAAUCCUGGGAUCAAGCAUAUUCAUUUGUUAAAGAAAAAAGAAGUAUAAUCAAGCCAAAUUUUGGUUUUCUUACUCAAUUAAUGCAUUAUGAAGAAAUUAUUCAUUAA